Messenger RNA from Biomphalaria glabrata, 3311 nucleotides. RefSeq lists its product as uncharacterized. Gene Ontology annotation, biological process: protein phosphorylation. The record is from RefSeq and is a predicted model, not a curated record. Gene Ontology annotation, molecular function: protein kinase activity; ATP binding. The transcript is spliced from 17 exons. The coding region runs from base 141 to 2960 and encodes 939 amino acids. Lineage: Eukaryota; Metazoa; Mollusca; Gastropoda; Planorbidae.
UUUGUCAACAAUACAUUAAUUCGUAGAAAAAAAUAUCCGAAACAUAGACGUGUUAGUAUAUCUUAAUAUAGAGUUCAGUGACUUGAGAGGAAAGUGUAAUGAAUUUAAUUAUUUAUGAAAAUUAGUUUGCAUCGUAAGCCAUGUCUAAGCGCUAUGUGGACAAUGCACAGAACAGAAAGCUGGGGAGAGUUGGGUUGGCGCACGGAUCAGCUGUACACAGCCGCAACCCCAGCAGCGCAAGCAGCUUUAGCGGUCACGUGGGUGGUAGCAGUCGUGUAGCUAGCAGCAGUAGUCCAAGAAUGUACGUUGAUAAUGCCCAGAACAGGUCACUAGGUCGUGUUGGCCUUGCCCUUGGUAGUGCUGUCCAUUCAAGUUCCAAUUCAACGUCGUCCAGUAACAGAUCGAGAACCUACGUGGACAAUGCUCAGAACAGAAGUCUGGGGAGAGUUGGUGCUGAAUACGGUACAGCUGUGCACAGACCAGACAGUGGCAGGACACUGAGUGCUUCCAGCAACACUUCAAGGACCUAUGUCGAUAACUCUCACAACAGAAAUUUAGGAAGAGUUGGCCUGGCCUAUGGUUCAUCUGGGAGUAAAAGCAGCAAUAGAUCUUGUGAGUCCAGCUCUGCACAUAAAACGUACGUGGACAACGCUCUCAACAGAAGUCUCGGUAGAGUAGGCCAAGAACUAGGGUCAGCUGUUCACAGCAAGGACGACACGAGUCGGGGUUCCAGUGCGUCCAGCACUGUUCCUAAAACCUACGUGGACAAUGCUCUCAACAGAAGUCUUGAUAGAGUGGGCAAGGAACUGGGAUCAGCUGUCCAUAAACAAGGCGACACCAGUCAUAGAUCCAGUGCGUCCAGCUCUGCAAAUAAAACGUACGUGGACAACGCUCUCAACAGAAGUCUUGGAAGAGUAGGCCAAGAACUAGGGUCAGCUGUUCAUAAACAAGGCGACACCAGUCAUAGAUCCAGUGCGUCCAGCUCUGCACAUAAAACUUACGUGGACAACGCUCUCAACAGAAGUCUUGGAAGAGUAGGCCAAGAGCUAGGGUCAGCUGUUCACAGCAAGGACGACACGAGUCGGGGAUCCAGUGGGUCCGGCUCUGUUUCUAAAACUUACGUGGACAAUGCUCUCAACAGAAGCCUUGGUAGAGUAGGCAAGGAACUGGGAUCAGCUGUUCAUAGUAAAGGUGACACAAGUCAUAGAUCCAGUGCCAACAGUUUUAGUUCUAAUGUUUAUGUCGAUAAUGCCCUCAAUCGAAGUUUGGGUCGAGUUGGCCUAGAAAAAGGAACUGCUGUACACAGUCAAGUCAAUGAGAGCCGAGGGUCAAGUGCUAAGGAGGCUGGUACUUCUAAUGUUUAUGCCGACAACGCUCUUAAUCGACGUCUGGGUCGUGUGGGUCUAGAGAAGGGAACUGCUGUACACAGACUUGGUGAUGACAGUAAAGGAAAUAAUCGCUCAGCCAUUUACCAGAAUUCACAGAACACAAGAUGCUACAAAGACAACUAUUUAAAUCGUAAGCUAGGAAGAGUUGGCAAGCCCAUUGUACGUCAGCGCGAGGAUAAGAAAGUCUAUGCUGAUAAUGAUUACAACAGAAGACAUAAUAGAGUGGGCAUGCCUCUGGGCAGCAUGCCCAUCCCUAAAGAAGAGCAAGUAUACAAAGAUACACCCCUGAACCAACUGUUGGGAAGAGUCGGUCAACCCUGGGGAUCCUUCUCUGCUAAACCACAUGGCGAGUUUCUGGCCAAGUUGAAUGAGUUAGAUAUGAAUGAUGACAUACCAGAUGACUUUGCCGACCAGUAUGUCAAGGAUUCUUCAUGCCAAGAGCUCUUUGACGCUUUCCUGGAAAUGGUCAACAGAGAGAAUGAGAUACGAAGAAGAGCCGAGGACGAGAGCUGCGAUGACUUUGAUGCCCACCAGCACACGUCUCACGAUGUCAUUGACAGGCACAAAGAUGACAUGAUCCAAUUUAAGAUUCACCAACAAGAAGAAGAAGAAGAAAAUGAGGACGAUGAUCAAGAUGAAGACGUGAAAGAUGGUGGUGCUGAUGAUUCUGGAUUCGACAGGAACCCAACGGCUGAAAGAUACAAAGGGAGUGUCAUCAGCGUGGAUGAGCUGAAGCUAAGCUCACAGAAAAUCGGCCACGGAAGCUUCGGAGAUGUGUAUGCUGGAGAAUGGGUAGAGGGAGAGCUGGUGGCGGUGAAGGUCCUCAGGCAUCAGCAAAUGUCCAACAAGAGAGUGAGGCAGUUUGAGAGGGAGAUCUCGCUCUACUGCAAGCUGGAGCACCCUAACAUAGUGAGGUUCAUCGGAGCUUGUAUGACUCGGCCUUACCUCGCCAUCGUGAUGGAGUACAUGGAGCUGAGCUUACAUGAGGCGCUGCAUAUAAAGGAAAUUGAUUUUGGGGAUCACGACAAACAAAACAUUGCGAUUGACAUUUCCAGUGGCUUGUACUAUCUUCACCUUGAGAACAUCGCUCACUGUGAUUUGAAACCCAGCAACAUUUUACUGAAUAAUGUACCUGGAGGGCCGACAUUUGUUCCAGAGGAGGCUGUCCUGGCCAAGCUGACAGACUUUGGCUUGAGCAUGCUAAAAGCUGAAAUGGAGAGCACCACCUCCAACUUUCAGGCCAUGAGGAAUGUCGGGACGCCAAGAUACUCUGCCCCGGAAGUGCUUAGAGGUGAGCUUCUGGACGUUGACGAAAUGAAGAGGGCUGAUAUUUACUCCUUGGCCCUCACGCUGAUUGAGCUGGUACUGGAGGAGGUGCCCUUCGAGGACCUAGAUGUCCCACAGUUAAGGCAACAUGUUGGAGAGAAAGGAUUAAAACCCAUUAUGGAAAAUGAAGCCAUCCUGCCUGAUGACUUUAGAAAAUUGAUCCAUGAUUGUUUAAGUGUUAACGCCUAUGACAGACCAAGUAUUGAAAUGUUGUGGGAAUAUACAAGGAAUGAAAAUAUUUUCUAAAAAUUACAACUUGCUAGAUCUUUUUUUUUUUUUUUUUUUUGUAUUUUCUGUCUGCUGUUAUAUUAUUGUAGCUUACUCUAUUUAAAUCCUCUAGAACAACACAGUGAAACCUUUUCAGAUUUUGUUCUUCCUUUUUCUUCUUACCUGCACCACUGGACUGGUUAAGUAGCUUACCUGCACCACUGGACUGGUUAAGUAGCUUACCUGCACCACUGGACUGGUUGAGUAGCUUACCUGCACCACUGGACUGGUUAAGUAGCUUACCUGCACCACUGGACUGGUUGAGUAGCUUACCUGCACCACUGGACUGGUUGAGUAGCUUACCUGCACCACUGGACUGGUUGAGUAGCU